Messenger RNA from Anthonomus grandis grandis, 3084 nucleotides. RefSeq lists its product as uncharacterized. The record is from RefSeq and is a predicted model, not a curated record. Gene Ontology annotation, biological process: S-methylmethionine cycle. NCBI's taxonomy places the organism in Eukaryota, Metazoa, Arthropoda, Insecta, Coleoptera, Curculionidae. The transcript has 6 exons. Gene Ontology annotation, molecular function: S-adenosylmethionine-homocysteine S-methyltransferase activity; zinc ion binding. Bases 210 to 1250 code for a protein of 346 amino acids.
UUGUUUACGCUCGUCGUGCCACGUGUUCCCAUUUAGCAUAUAAAAGCAUCUAAAGAAAAAUAGUUAUUUUAAACCUCUAUUGCGUAUAGUAACAUUUAAUGUUAUACCAUAAAAUUAAUUUUAUAUUAAGACCUUUAUUAUUGAUGUUAUAACAAAAAUUUACUUUUAUUUUUAAGUGAUUCCAGACAACACAAAGGAUUUAAAAAAAAAUGGCUCCACCAGGAAUAGGCACUUCUUCGCAACAAUCCAGGCCUCCAACAAAAAAAAAUCAAGAAAUUGUCAUCCUGGAUGGCGGAUUUGCCACUCAGUUAAGUUGCCACGUAUCUCAGCCCAUCGACGGGGAUGUCCUAUGGAGUGCCAGAUACUUGGCUUCGAACCCCGAAGCUGUGAUCUAUGCCCAUAUGGAUUUCUUGAGAGCCGGAGCCGACCUUAUAAUCACCAACACAUACCAAGCGAGUGUAGAUUUGUUUUCGGAACACUUGAAACUAUCAAAAGAAGAAUCAUAUAAUCUAAUCAAGAAGGCGGUUGAACUGGCUAAGGAGGCUGUCAGAAGGUAUUUGGAAGACUUUCCGGAUGACAAAAAACCGCUUGUCGUGGGUUCUGUCGGUCCUUACGGAGCAUCUCUUCACGACGGCUCCGAAUACAACGGCUCAUACGCCAAUAAAGUAUCAGCAGAAACAAUGAGGGAGUGGCAUAUACCCAGAAUUGAUGCUCUGGUUGAAGCUGGUGUGGAUAUGUUAGCCAUAGAGACUAUUCCUUGUAGAGUGGAAGCGGAAAUGCUGGUGAAACUGCUAAAAGAAAAAUAUCCACAGAUGAAAGCCUGGCUUUCUUUUAGCGUUGGGGGAGACGGCAAAACGACCGCUUUUGGCGAACCUUUCCAAGAGACGGCCAGAGCCUGUUACGAUUUGAAUCCAGAACAACUUGUCGCAGUUGGGGUUAACUGUACCGCUCCCAGAUUGAUAGAACCGCUUAUUGCGGGCAUUAAUAAUAAAAGAUCUGUACCUAUUCCGCUUAUUGUUUAUCCCAAUAGUGGUGAGAGUUAUAGCGUGGAACUUGGUCCCGAUUGGAAAACCUACAGUUGGAUAAACCGGAACAAAUGCGAACCAGUGGAGUCCUACGUACCCAAAUGGCUGGACUUGGGGGUGACCUGGGUGGGCGGAUGUUGCAGGACGUACGCGGUGGAUGUGGGCCGCAUACGAAGGGAGGUGGAGAAAUGGAAACGGGCCCAGACGACGAGUGAGAUGGAAUAAAAUUGUGUUUUUUAUGUUUGAAGACUCCUCUGACCUAAACAACUACAGGGUGUUAUUAAUUGAGUGCCUAUAGUGUAGGGUGUUAAUGAAAAGUUAAUAUUAACAAAUGUCUUCGACCUUUUAGAUAUUUUGUACAAAUUUUUACACACUAUAUGAGGAGCUUAGUGUUGUAUCCAUACAGAAUCUAUUAGAUGUGCGUGACUUAUCUAGCAUAUAUAUUUUAAGAGUUUAUUGAAAAAAAAACUUUCUUGGGGUACGAUCAGUAGUCUAAUUAAGAUCGGAUAAUUCGGACAUUUCUAGCUCAUUUUAAUAAUAUCUGAUGUAUCGGACCACGUUAUAGUGCGUCAAAUAUUUGUGAAAUAUUAGUCAUAGAGAAGUAAAAUUAAAUAGUGUAUUGCAAAAAAUGUGAUAUUAAAUUAACGAAUUUUGUCAACAAAAAUCACUGUAAUGUUCUAUCUGCUUACUCUAUAAAUUAUGGUUCCUUCUUUAGGUUGUAAAUUUAAUUUGUGGCUAGGUAUAUAUUAUAAAAUAUUAUAAUUAUGCGUACACACCCAAUAUACACUUUUUGACCCAAAUUACUUCAAAUAGGAGGAUUUGAAAAAUAUUGUUGAUUUUUCCUCAAAGCCAUUCAGUUCAAACCCAAUACAGUAAUUUUUUUUAAAUCUUUUUUAAUGAUUAAAAAAAAAUGCAUUCUGAUAAAAAGUGAUUUAUUUCUUGAAACUUAACACUCUGUAGCUGAAGAAUUAAUAAUAAGAAAUAUGUAUUUAUUAAUAUUUCUUUUUAAAAUCACUCAAGAGUUUCUGUAUUAUCGGCACUCAAUUAAUAAACACUCUGUAGUUCUUUACCCAUAUAUCAAAAUAUUAUCAUUUUAACUGCUAGUGUGUCCCCCUUUUUUAUAAGUAAGGAUAAAUAAUAUCCUAUUAGUAAGUAAGAAAUGUGUCUAUGUAUUAAUGUGAAAGAAAUAUGUAUCAAUUGAAAUACAGGUUGUUUUAUACGUUCUAAAAUGAACUCUGACGGAUGACAGGACGUUUAAUUUUAAUCACGUUUAAUAAACUGUCAAUUUUGUUUAAAAACUACAAGCAUUAAAAAAAUUGAUGUAGAUAAUAACCUGCUUGCCUUGUAAUUUAUUUUUAAUAUUUAUACCUUAAUGUUUGGACUUCUUCUCAGUUCAAGCUUGACUUAAAUUUAUUUGGCACUCUAUAUUAAACUGGUAUAUAGAUUUGAACAGAAUAAAACAUAGUUUAUUAUUUAAUGUAAUAAAUGCAUUUUAGUUCAAAAUAUUUUCACACUAAUUGCCAACAUUAUUUUUAAAUAAAUAUAUUGCCGUUAUGGCAGAAAUAUAAAAACUUUGGGUCAGUAGCUGAGUUAAAACUGUAAUUGUUAAAAAAAAAACAUGCCUGAAAAAGUUUCACGAUGCUUAUAUAUCAAACAUUUGCUGUUUAUGUUCUCACUCAAGCAUCCUAUCUGAUAAACUCCUGAAUAAAACUUCUCCGAAACUUCCCUUAUUACAACAAAAUAAUUUUCCCACUAUACAUGAAAAUCAGUUUUGUCAAAUGUCACCACUUUGAUUUCUCAAUUCAUCUUUCUCAAUAAUAAAAUUAAAAACAAAAUAAUUAUUGAUAUAAACUCAAACCCUGAAGUAUGUGAUUUGUGCUAAUUUUAAACAGUUGUAAGUGCGACUUAUAUAAUUUUAAAAUCUAUUCUGUCUUUUUUUGUCUGUUGUUUCUUUGUUCUCGACCAAUGCCUUUUAGAAUCCACUUAAUGAUGGACACUGCUGUGUCCGAAACAUCUUGGGAAUUCUAAGCUAUAUGUAGAAUAAAUGAGUGGAAAAAGA